Messenger RNA from Lates calcarifer (barramundi perch), 12692 nucleotides. It is a transcript of the gene arhgap27l, whose product is annotated as Rho GTPase activating protein 27, like. Lineage: Eukaryota; Metazoa; Chordata; Actinopteri; Centropomidae. The transcript is spliced from 22 exons. Gene Ontology annotation, biological process: regulation of GTPase activity; signal transduction. The coding region runs from base 6036 to 9053 and encodes 1005 amino acids. Gene Ontology annotation, cellular component: cytoplasm. The record is from RefSeq and is a predicted model, not a curated record. Gene Ontology annotation, molecular function: protein binding.
UUACAUAAACCCACAGAGUUUACUCUUUUCAACAGACUGCAUUUUGUUCUGAAUAACAUUGCAAAUAUUGAUAAUUUAUGGAGGUAUUUGUUGACCAUCUUUACUUUUAGUCAUGAACUGUUCACAUCAGCCUUAAACAUGAUUCACAGAAGUGAACAGUUUCACAGCUUUUGUUCAUAUUACCUUUGACAAUUCCAUAUCAGACCUCCUAAAAACACUUUUGUUCUGUUGGUUUUUCAGUUCAAUUAUAUCACAUUGAAUAACACUGAACACUAUUCCCAACUGAACCACACAUUUUGAUGUAAAUUUUGUCUGAAUUUUCUCGAAGCUCAGGAAUAGUUACACACUGAAAUUUAUACAGAGGAGGAAUAAUUAAAGGUCAAAAGUUAAAGUUACCUUUAUUGUCAAACCUGUUAUGUGUUCAGAAGAAGAUCAAAAUGACAUUUAUCUUUGACCCCCAGUGUUCAGACAUAAAUAAGGAAACAAAUAAAUAAAAAGCAAGAGGAUUAAAGGAGAAAAGCAAGGCACAAAGUAUAAAACUAUAGAAAAACUGCAUAUACAUAAAUAAUUUAUAAUGUAUAAUGUUUAAUUCUGUGUUCUGUAAUCAUAAAAUUUUUAGUGCCCGUGAACUAAAUGAUGCACCACCUGUACAGCCAGAGGGCGCUGUUGUUCUGCAGGUCUGUCAAACAGGAUGUGAACUGAGGAGGAGGAGGAGAAGAAGGAGGACAAGCUGGGACUGGCAGGAAUAGAAGAGAAAAAAACACAAAGAGCAGGAUGGUUGGAUCUGACUUCUACUGCAGGUAAAACACUGUCCCUAUAAACCUGGGUUCUCCUCUGUCUUUACUCUGUUGUUCUUGUUUGUUGUUGUUUGGACUUUUUUUUAGCCUUUCAAAACUUGUUUUACUGUAAAAACCUGGGAAAAUGAAUCUUUGUUGUUUUUGUAAAACUUACAUUAUGGGGACCUUAGCCUGUUCCCACCCUACGUUACGGAGACUCAGUAUCAUUAUAGAGUGAAAACCUGACUUUUGGUUCAGAUUAGGGUUUUCUGUGUGUGUGUGUGUGUGUGUUGUUGGCUGGAAUGUGUCACCGGGUGUGUUUAGUUCCUACUUGCAGACUGAACAUUAACUCUGCGCAGGUUGGAAAAUCACAAAAUAAAGUAACAAAUGAGGAUAAAACAGCUUCAGAAAGAUCCUGUAAAAGUUAAACUUUUAAAUAAACAUUUAGUCUUUCCUAAAAUUUAACUUCCUCCAGUCAUUUGAUUUACGUCAGAUGACACUGAGGUUUAGUAGAGACAGUAAAGUUUUCUGUUUUCUUCUAUUGGUAGAAAUGACAUUAUAGAAUAGAAAAGAACAUUUUUGUCAUUGUUUCCAAAACAGUUAAACACCAUUUAACAGCUCAUGGAGUGAUAAUGCAGAUAAAAAGAUAAAACUGGCCAAAAAUUUAAAUAGACAAUAGAGAUAAAAUAAAAUAAACACAACACAAUGAGAUUGUAUGAUAACAAUAUAAAGUAAAAAAGUGAAAAAAUGAGUGUCAGAGGGCUCUUUAGCUCUAUUUUAUUUCUGUUUUAAUUAUCACAAAAGCUGAAGAGAGAAAAUUAAAUGUAGAAGAAAAAGAAAUAAUAAAAUGUAGUGUGAAAUAAAAAUAAAAUUUGGCCUGACAUAUGGUCAUAAAUGUACAUUACAUAUAAAGUUCAUAAAACAUAUUAUAUUUCAAAAUAAAGUAAAAUGUAUAAUAUAUUGAGGCAAACUGGAUUACAUUGGUUUUAUAUGUUAUGUUUUUAUAUUUUACAUAAAAUACUGACAACCAAUGAAAACACAUUUUAUUUUUAUUCAUUCAUUUAUUUAUUUUUUUAGAAUAUUUUAUUUUGAAGUUUUCAAAUAUGCAGAACAAUACAACUCAUUCCCACAGGCAAAAUGUAAGUGAUACAAUAAUAAUAGUAGGAUAAUACAGAUAUAAUAAAUUAAAAUAAAGUACAAAUAAAUUAAAUAAAAUAAGCAAGGUAGGUCUAAAAAAAAAAACAUCUAGUAAAAUGAGAUUAAGAUAUCCUAAAUACUGUACUUGGACAUUAUUGCUAAUUUAUGAUUGCACCAGUAAAAGGUUUAUAGAGAGUCCACAGCUGCUAGAGGUAAUGCUUCCAUAUACUCAAUAAAAGGUUGCCAGAUCUUCAAGAAAAUGUCAUACUUGUUCCUUAUGGAAUAUGUGAUCUUCUCUAAGGGUAAACAGGCUUUCAUUUCUGAUAUCCAUUUUGAUAUAGAGAGGGAGGAGUCUGACUUCCAGGUAAGUGCAAUGCAUUUUCUAGAAACCGUAAGAGCUAUGUCAAUAAAUUUCCUGGAGUUCUGAUUCAGUUUCAAGUUUGACACAUUUCCUAAGAGACAUAAUCAGGGGUCCAACGGAAUCGCUGUGCCCAAGUCAAUGUGUCACAUAGGUCAUGCCAAAAUGUGGUCACUUUGGUGCAUUGCCAUGUGCAAUGUAGCAUUGUACCCUCAGUAAUGCCACAUCUAAAACAGGUAUUAGAAAUUGAGGAGUAAUGGUGUAGUUUUUGAGGGGUGAGGUAAAGUUGAUGAAGAAAAUUGUAGUUGACCAAUCUGAAUCUGGCAUUCAUGGUGGUAAAUAAGCUGGUUUGACAUAAAUUAGACCAUAGGUCCUCAUAUAUUGUAGUGCCCAGGUCAGACUCCCACCUCUCUCUUGAUCGAUGUAGAUUCUUUUUUGGAUAUUCCUCCAUCAUUGUUAAAUACAUCUGGCCAAUAAAGUGUUUUGGGCCUUUGAUGUUGUGGAAUAGUUUCUCCACCUUCGUCAACUUAGGCACUGUCAUCUGUUCACCCCACUUUUUUUUCAGGAAAGUUCUCAGUUGUAAAUAACAAAAGAAGUGCUUGCUGGAUAGAUCAUAUUUAGCUUUCAACUGUUCAAAGGACAUAAAGAUCCCAUUAUUAAAGCAUUGUUCGAAGUAUCUUAUUCCUUUAUCAUGCCAUAACUUGAAAAUUUUGUUGUCAAAGAACAUUGGUAUGAGUUUAUUUUUCCACAAGGGAGUUUUGGGUGAUAAUUCAACAUUUAGUCCAAUGUUUUUAUGAACCUCGUGCCAAGAUUUGACCAGGUGGAUAGUAAGUGGAUUCUUGGUUUUACUGGUCCCAUUUAUAAAUUACAUCACUUUUCACCUCUUCAUCGAGAUCAUACAGUUCGAUUUGUGUCCAAGAGGGAGCAGGGUCCUGUCCAAAUAAGGGUAAGAGAAAUCUCAUCUGUGCUGCCCAAUAGUAGAAUUUUAAAUUGGGUAGUCGGAGGCCGCCCAUCUUGCAGUCCCAUGAUAAUUUCUCUAGACUUAAUCUAGGUACUUUAUGAUUCCAGAUAAAUUUGCUUAUGUUUUUGUUAAGAGUUUUAAAGAUGAUAUUCAUUCAUUUAUUAUUAGACAUUUUAUGAGAACCAAUCUGUUUUAUUUUUUUUCUCCGUCAGUUUUCAAAGCAUGAUCAUGUUUCUUAUUUUUCUCAGAAGACACAUGGUUAAAUAUUUUCAUAUCUUGGUGAUGUGUUUUCAUUGACCUCCAGAGAUCAGAUUUUAGUUUUCCUUUACCUUAAAGUAAUAUCAUCAUUCAAACUUUUAAAAAUUUCAAAACAAAAUGAAAUUUUCAGAUGAUGUUUUACAUGACAGAGCUGUGAUUUAUAUCAUACAGAUAUUAUUCAAUGUAAAUGUUUAAAUGUGAGUAUAGAUCAGUGACAUAUUCAUAGAUAUUCAAAUUAUACAAAACUAAAUUACACUGUCUGGUGCCUCUCUGCAUAGCUUUUUCUUUGAAGAGUUUCCAGAGGUGCCUGGGGGUCCUUGAGGACUCAUCAGUAGUCAUUGAGGAGGUUGCAAGGAGUCCUGUAGUGCUGGUUCACCUGGACUCUGUCUUUAAUAGACAGCUGACAGCCAAUCAUAGAACAGGAUUCUCUGUUGUCAUGGUUAGUUUAGUUUGGGAAUCCUGGAGAAAAUAGAAAAGGUCCUUGAGGAGGAGGUAGAGACUCUUUGGGGGAUAGCAGAGGUCGUAAAGGUGGUCAUGGAGGUCCUUGAUUAGGUUGUAGAGGUCCUUGAGAAGGUUGUUGAUCUCUAUGGGGAGGCUGUGGGAGGUUCAGGAGAACAUGCAUGGCCUUGAUCUGGUUUGAGAAGUCCUUGAAGAGGUUCUCGUGGUCCUUGAGCAGGGAGCAGUCGGAAAGAGGCGCAGGGGGUCUUUGAGAAGUUUCCAGGGAGAUUUUAGAGGUUUUUGAGGAGUUACUGAUGGUGUUGGUGAGAGCAGGAUUCUGUGUGUGUGUGACUGUGUCAGAUGGAUCAGGAUCAGGAUCAGGAUCCACAUGGACUCGGUGUGGUCAGACUUUCCUGUGGAGGCUGUUUGUUUGUCCCUGUGCUGGUGGAGUCCACCGACAGAUUUAUGAUCCACUUAUUUCUGUCUGUGCCUCUGACUGUGACCACACCCUCACCACUCAGGGCAAAGGUCGACUCUGCAGAGGCACAUCCUGAUUGGCUGCUGAGGUUUAUGAUGUCACAUGACUCACGACACACUGACGGUUCUCUGGUGGAAUUUAAACUCUUCGUCUCUUCUGAUUGGUCGACGGUCCGGCCACAAACCCUCAACCUCGGUUUGAUGAUUGACAGCUCAGUCCUGUGGUGUGUGUGUGUGUGUGUGUGUGUGUGUGUGUGUGUGUGUGUGUGUGUGUGUGUGUUACAUACCAGCCUGGCGGUGUGGGUGUGGCUGUGAGACAGAGACAAACAGAGAGAGAGAGAGAGAGAGAGGGAGGAGGGAGGGGGGCAGGCAGCAUUCCAGAAUAUCAGAGUCUGUCACACACCUGAAACACACCUGGCUCAGGUGAGUCAGGGCAGGUUCGACUGUUUACCUCCAGGAAAACUCUUAAAGGGCCAGUCAGCUGUUUUUGUUUAUAACAGAGGGAUAAAAUGGGCAGUAAAUUUACUGUGAGGUACCAACUGGGGUGAUAAAUUUAUGAGGUAAAAGGGGCUCAUGUUCAACAGUGAUAACACAACGAUCAGAUCAGAUUUACUGACCAGUGAUGUUUCAGAUCAGCGUUAUUGAUCGGUGAUCAGUGACGUUUCAGAUCGGUGUGGAGGAACACUGAGCGUCACGCUUGGCUCUGAACAGACCCGCUGCAGACACACUAUUGUUCCUGCACAAAGACAGGAAACACACACACUGUGAUGUCACAGAGGGGCGGAGCCUACACAGCCUCAGGGGUGGAGUUUACAGCAGACAGGAAGAGCAGAGACUUCCCUCAGUAAACACAACAGGCCGGAGAUCAGCCUCCUGCUAUUGUUCAGUGUGUGUGUGUGUGUGUGUGUGUGUGUGUGUGUGUGUGUGUGCACUAGCUGCCUUGCUCAGACUUUAAAUGAUCAGAGUUUUGAGACAGCUGCUCAUUGAUCUUCUGAUCACUGAUUGAUCAGUCGAUUGACAGAUCGUCGCCGCUCAGACGAGGCUGGAUUAAAACCAGGUAAACUGAGUUAGUCUGGUCCUGGUGAGUUAAUCUGGUCUUGGUGAGUUAGUCUGGUCCUGGUGAGUUAGUCUGGUCCUGGUGAGUUAAUCUGGUCUUGGUGAGUUAGUCUGGUCCUGCUGGGUUAACCCUCCAGUUAAGUUUUCCCUCACACCUGAACACAUCACUACAGAUAUUUUCAUAAGUUUGACCUGAAAUGUCAGAGAAACCAUCUGAAGCUGAGUAUGUAGAGACAUGUUGACAUGUUGAAGAGAACUCUAUCUUAUUCUUUUAAUCAAAGAAAACAGCUGUGCAGGUUUUCCACAGUGAGUCCAGCCCAGCAGUCUGCAGCAGCUCACGUUGACCAGCAGGUCAGGUGAAGUCGAUCUCAACGCAGCUACAGACUCAGAGUUUCAGCCUGUUUACAGACUGAGCUGAUGGUGAACAUUACCUGUGCAGGUGUUGCAGCAGGUUCAAUGACGUCAGCUCCUCAGAGGGGGCUGGUGACCAGGUGUGACCUUUGACCCCUCACCUUCAGAGUCACCUGCAAAUCUACCUGAGGGGGUGGGGCCUGAGGAGCCAAGGGUUGUUAACAUGGCAACGACCACCUCCCUGCUCAGCAGAGGUCUGGGUCUGGUCCUGGUGGAGUUUGAGUAUGAGUACGAGGGUCGGGAUGGGGUGCUGGUCUCCAUCAAACCCAACGAACGCUAUGUCCUGCUAGCUAAAACCAAUGACCACUGGUGGCAGGUCCGGCGUGACAGCAGCUCUAAACCCUUCUACAUUCCUGCCAAGUACGUCAAGGAGCUGCCGGCGGACUUCCCCUCCCCCCUGGACUUUGCUGAUCCACCCAGUCCUGAAGCGGUGCUGGUUCCUGUGGCUGUGCCAGUCCCAGUACCCGUGCCUGUCCCCAUUCCAAAGACUCUGGAGGAGCUCAGCGGGACCAGAACCAAACCGGGGGAUGAGGUGACGAUCCGGCUCAGACCUGAUGCCUCCACUGGGUACCGCAAGACUGAGAACCGCAUGUCGACAUUCGGUGUCCCGCUGGACUUCCACGACCUGUCGCAUCUGGUGGUUCCUGUGCCACGGCAUCCCAGCAGCCCUCCCACUGGUCCUGCAGAGACCAUGACAACCAGCUGUAAUACAAACAUGGCCGACGAUCUGAGCAAAAAGCAGCCGCACCUGGACGACCACAGGGACUCUGGGAAACCUCGGGUUCCUAGUUUCAGUCCAGCAGACCCCCUCUCCACAUCCCGGCCACAGACCCAGCCCAUACCGGUGGAGACGCCCAUGGUCCCUCCUAACAACGGCCUCCACGAUAACCAGGAGUCCCCGAUAGAGCCGGACGAGGAGGAGGAGGAGGAGGAGGAGGAGAGGGAGGUGGCGAGUGCUGAGGAUUCACUGAAGGAGGAAGAUUCAAACCACAUCUAUGAGUCCAUCCAGGACCUGAACCUGGACCUGGAGGCUUUGGUUGGAGGAAGAGUGAGUCCUGGAGCACCACCUGAACCUGCACCUGCCCCGCCCUCAUCACAGGACCACAGCUCACACGCCCCUAACUCGCCCAUCUACGCCAACGUCUCCUCUCUGAAAAAGGCGCCCCUCCCUCACAGCUCUGUAUCUGGCUCCGCCCCCAUACCUCCACCUCCAUCUGACCCCGCCCCCUCCCUCACAGACCACACCCCCUCAUCUUCACUCUCCUCUUCCUCCGACAUGAUAAGCCCUGCGUCCCCGCUCAGCCCACAGGACGGCUGGCAGGUGCACACCGACCAGGACAGCGGGAAGGUGUUUUAUUACCAUCCUGUGACCAGACAGACCACCUGGUCCGACCCCCGUGGCCCCCCACCCCUGCCCGCUCGAGAUGUGGACCAGUCCAGGGGGAGGGAGGGGGGACAGUUGACCUCCCCCGCCUCCUCUCAGAGCUCCUGUGGUUGGGAGCAGCUGCUUGACGAAGUCUCGGGGAGGGUUUACUACUACAACCCCAGCACACGAGUCACAUCCUGGACUGCACCGGAGCCCUUCUCCCCAUCCUCCCCCUCCUCCCCCACUGGAUCCACAACCAACAGGAAGCACGACAACGGGCCGCCUCCGCUGCCAGAGGAAGAUUAUCCUGUAGACAGGCCAAAUGAUGACGCCGUCUUCACAACGAAUCCUCAGCAUCCUGUGGGUCUGAUUCCCAGAGCUCAGCUGGACCUGAAAGAUGGAAACAGCUCCCAGUGGAGGCCGCAGGAGGCACCACAUUUGCCUCAAAGGCUGAUGGGAAAUGGAGUUUCUGAGGAGGGGCCGACAGUGCAGGUCAGGAACUGGAGACACAGUGUGGCCGAAGACACGUUUGCCCCGGGCCACAGGAGGAACGUCUCCGACCUCAGCGACCUGUCCAACAGACGACACUCCCCCGACAGUCCACAGCUGUCUGAUUGGCACAGACUGAAGAGGAAUCUGUCCAAUCGGAGCACAGACUCCAGCAAGCUCCACUGCCAUCUGCUGGAGAAAGCAGGAGUCAUCAAUAAGACCAAAGUAGCUGAUAACGGCAAAAAGAUCAGGAAGAACUGGACACAGUCCUGGACUGUCCUCCACGGUGGGAUCCUCACCUUCCACAAAGACCCCAAAUCUACUCCGACUGGGAACGCUAGUAAAGCAUCACAGAUUGUUCCAGAGUACACUGUCGACCUGAGAGGAUCUUCAGUCGGCUGGGCCUCCAAAGACAAGUCGUCCAAGAAGAAUGUUCUAGAGCUGAAGACUCGUCAGGGCUGUGAGUACCUGAUGCAGUACGACACCGAGAGCAUCAUCAGCGACUGGCUCAAAGUGAUCCAGGACACCAUCAGACAGCUGGAACAGGAACAUCUGUCAGAGGACGAGGACGAAGCUGCUUCAGACAAAGAGGACAAAGACAGGAAGAGGACGUCGACCAGGAGCUCAUCAGGAGCGGAUUCAGAGCAGAGACGAGUUCGGACCAAACUGAGACGGUUCCUCCAGCGGAGACCAACGCUGCAGAGCGUCAAAGAGAAAGGAUACAUCAGAGAUAACGUCUUUGGCUGUCACCUGGACACACUCUGUCACAGAGAAAACACAACCAUUCCCAGAUUUGUGGAGAAGUGUAUCAGAGCAGUGGAGAGGAGAGGUCUGGAUGUUGAUGGGAUCUACAGAGUGAGCGGAAACCUGGCCGUGAUCCAGAAACUACGACAUAAAGCUGAUCAUGAGGAGCAGCUGGACCUGGAGGAUGGACAGUGGGAGGAGAUCCACGUCAUCACUGGAGCUCUGAAGCUUUUCCUGCGUGAGCUCCCAGAGCCACUGUUUCCCUUCAGCUGCUUCGACAAGUUCAUCGCUGCCAUCCAGGUCCCAGACUACAGUCUGAGAGUCUCCUAUAUGAAGGACCUGGUUCAGUCUCUGCCUCUGCCAAACCACGACACCAUGGAGCUGCUGUUCAAACACCUGCGCAGGGUGAUCGAGCACAAGGAGUCCAACAGGAUGUCGGUUCAGAGCGUCGCCAUCGUGUUUGGACCCACGCUGCUCCGCCCCCAGACCGAGUCAGCCAACAUGACGGUUCACAUGGUUUUCCAGAGCCAGAUAGUGGAGCUCAUGCUCAAUGAGUUCCACACUGUCUUCUCCCAGAGGUAGGAGGAACCUCCUGGAGCUAAUCUGCAACCUUUAAGAAUUGUCAAAGAACCACCUGGAAGCUCCUGGAUGGUCCUGGAAGACCCCAGAGCACCAAGAGAAUGGCCAAAAAUCUUCCAAAGUGGCUCUUCAAAGUGUUUCCUCUAAAACUUUGGACUUAAACAUUACAUCCUUUCAAACCCAAGUUCAAGGGGCACUGAACAUGGAACCUGCUGAAUACAUAGAGCCUCUUUGAAACCAUUGUGCUGUAAACAAUUCACAUAGAACCUGAGUGGAACCACCUGGAACCCUGGACAGGUUCUGCAACCAGCAGCUUCAUCCUUCUAACAAGGCAGCAGUUCAAAUGGAAAACAUUAUCUUAAAAAACCCUAAAUCACCUCACUGUGAGCAAGAAUCCUCUAACAAGUUCCAGAUCCUUCUAGAUAAUUGUAGAUCUCUGGAUCCAGGUAGAAUCUAGGUAGAAUAUUAAUGAAACCACUUAGAAUCCUGGACUGGUUUGAAACCCCAAACUAUCUCACUUGAAGCAAGAUCACUCCGAAUAAGUUCCAGAUUCAUCUAAAACUGCUGGGAUUAAACAUCAAACCAGCUGGCUCUCUAACCACUGUGCCUUAAACAGCCCAAGUACAAACUGACUGGGACCACCUAAAACCAUGGAUUGUUUCUGAAACCUUCAUCAGGAGCAUCUCUUCUCUUUCAAGUCAACAGACCAAACAAAACACACUACAGUACAGCUUCUCACUUUGAACAAGACCUGUUCCAACAAGUUUGGGAUCUUUCUUGAAUCUUGUGACUCUCUGGACCCAAAGUCUUUUCCUGAUCCUGGUUUUAAAAUCUAUGGUAUGAGUUGAUGGGUUUUGAACCUGGGACCUGCUGAUUAUAUGAUGCUCCUCUCUAACCACUCGGUCCUAAAUGAUCCAGGUAGAGCUGGGUGCAGCUGUCUAUAACUCUGGACUAAUUCUGAAACCUUAACAACAGACAACCGUGAUUCACCCAAAACCUUUUAAAACUCUGGACACAAACAAAUAUUUUCUCCUUUUUACAGCAGUUCUGUAGACUUUUAAUUUUACAGGGUUUGAAUCUGAAACCUAAUGAACAUCACGUUCUUACCAAACUAGAGCUGUAAUUAACAAAGUUAGACCCUGAAUGGAACUUCAUAGAAGCAAACACCACCUCUUCCACCUCUUUUAAAAUAUUCUGUGGACAAUAAAUUUUACAGAGGGUGAAGCUAGAGGCUGUUGAGUUCAAUAUUUCACCACCAGACCACCAAACCUUAAAUGAGGCCAAAGAAACGAGAACUGAGCCAUCUGGAAACCUGUAACAGAUCUGACACAGGGACAUGACAAGCUGGAAUAAAGUAACAGACCAAACAAUCUUCAAACAGUGUCCUGCUUCCUACUCAGACUAUUUGGAGAACCUUCAGAUGUCUAGACCUCUGUCUGUCUUCAGGGAAUCAAACUGUGCAUUUUUGUUUUUAAGGACAUGACAGUUUCAGGCAUUUUGGCAUCAAAAUGUCUUAUAAUCUUUUUAACAGAACUCAUCUCCAAGGAACCAAAAAAACAAACCAAACAGGAUGUACACACUCUCCGUGGACAGAUUUCAAGUUUUGGGUUUACCCAUCCUGAACAUGAUGCUGUGUCUGUGGAUACUGAGUGAAUUUAGCUUUUUUUCAGAGGAAUUUUAUCAAACUGAUUCUUAUUUCUCACCUCCACAAAUCUGAGCCUUAGAAUACCAAAAAUAUUUACUGCAUGUUACAGCAGCUGUUUAUUGACACCCAAACUAAUUGAAAAUGGUCCUUAUGUUCAUUUUUGUAAUUUUUAUUAGUUGCUCAGUGUCUUAGAACUGAUUGACUGCAGACAUCAAAAGCAGUCUGAACUUUUGUUGUUCAAAGAAUGAGGCCCGGACUUCAUACAUAUCAAGUCUUACCUGGUCAUUCCAAUCACAUCCAAGCAGCCAAUGGCAGCUUUGUGCCUGAUGACCUCUGCUGUUCUGCAGGUGUUGGUCUCUGCUUCUUGUCAAGUAUAGUCUUGCUGUGUCCAUCAAACUGUAGCUCCAUUGGGACUAGAUUCAUAUCUGCUUUUAUAUAAAGCAACUUACAGGUGAGGGACAACACUUCAGAACAGCAGGAGACCUCGGAGUGAAAGCCAAGAACUAAGUCUGUUCAACAAGACAAAGUACAGGCGAUCAGGUGAAGAAGUUCACAGUACCUGUGAGUUUUCCUCCCAUUUUUCUGCUUCUUCUGUCAUUUAAAUCCAAAGCAGUGUCCUUCUACAUCUGAACCAUGUCACUGAGAGCAGGCUCAGUUAGCAGACUCUGGCGGACUCUGGUUGCUAUUCCAAGAAUGCAGAUUGACUUUAAAAAUGACCACAGUUUUUGACAGUGAAGUAACUCCCUCUCAUGUUUUGUGCAUGAUUCAUUUCAUUGCAUUUAUUAUUAUGACUGUUAAUUAAUUCAAGGUGAAGUAACCUUUGCAGAAAACACGGCUAAGCUACAUAUCCAAGUGUCCUAUACAGGAACCAACACAGUAUUUAAGAAGAUGAGGUUGUUAUGUCUUCCAGCCUCCCAGUAUCACUGACUGCAUCCAGCCAUACAUUUAUCUGGAGGUUUGAAUUAUUGCAGUCGUCCUAAGUCUUGACCUCUGGGGCCUCAGUGGUAGCUGCAGUGUUUAUUACAGGCCAUGUCCUGUAGUUUCAGCUGUGCAGGUAAAUCAUCAUGGUACAGGUUUUCUUUCAGCUUAUGAAAAGGUUUAAACAGUUUUAGCCUGUUUAUUGUGGUGUUUAUAUGGAGCAUUUUUAUUCUGUUUAGGCUUUAAACUGAUUAUAAUCAGAAUGUUAGGAUCCAUGUAAACCUGUUGUUAAAAUGGUGUCUGGAACAUUUAAUUAAAUUUCCAAUAAGUGUCAUUCCCCACCUCCAACUAUAAUGCUAACCCUGUGUGGAUGAACAAUGGACUCUCUGAAGUCCAUGUUCAGAUACUUAGUCUCAGCGUCAGUCUGUGUUGCGUUCACUGACACUGGAAAACAGAGAUUUGCACAGAAAAGUCAUUUUCAAAGUCAGAGUUUGAAGUAAAUGAGUCCUUCAUAUUAAACACUGGAUCAAAAUUUAGCUUCAGUGUGAUGGUUUCUUCAGUCAUAUGGAGCUGACUGUCACAGAGGAUGGAGAUUAAACCACAGUUCAACAGAGAAAUGAUCAACGUGCUAAAAUAAGCUAAGCUAAGCUACGCUAGACUAAGCUAAGCUAAACACUCUCUGGAUCUAUCUCUAUACACACAGAGAUCAAACUCACCUGCAAAAGACAAGAGCAGGAAGAUUUAUUCAAAUUUGUUUACAGAAGUGUUUCUGUAAAUCUUGAUAAUCUAUAUAUAUAUAUAUAUAUAGAUUUUAAAGUUCAGAGGACCCAGGACGUUUUCCCUAACAUUUUACAGAAAUGUUUAAGUAUUUCUUUUAGGGAUUAAUUUUACAGGAACUAUUUUACUGUUUGUGUUUCUAGAAAUUAUUACCUGUACAAUGCUGUAUGUUUUUAUAGUAUUGAGUUUAUACGUAUUACAGAUACAGAACAAAGUUAACAUGGAAAAUUAACAGAUUAAACUCUGUACAUAAGAGGGUAUUUUACUGACUUUUAAUAAAAAUAAAACUGAUCUAUACAACA